UUUUUUUUUACUUAAGUCUGACAUUAGCACUGCACUCGUACAUGUUACGUAGACUGUUACGCAGUACUGUGCGUUGGUCUAUGGUCUACUAUACAGAGAUUUCGUAUAUGACACACGAAGUGAAAUAAGCAGCAAUAUUUGGGAGCACCGCGGCACAUUUCAAAGCAUUUUCUGUGCGUUAUUUGAAAAACGGAGUCGUGCGGUGAACGCCUGCGUGUCCCUUUUAAAACAAACCCAGCGCCUGUCAAUCACAGCGCAUUCCAGCCAAUCCCAAAGCUCCCUUUUUAAAAGCAGGUUUGCCUGCUGUGCUUUUAUUUUGCACCAUGGCCUGUUUCGAAGCAUUUUUACUACCACGGUUAUUGCCACAAAUCAAGAGGGCAAAGUGAACGGCAUGGGACUCACAUCAACUCUCACCAAAUUGAAUCUGGUUCCUACUCCUGCGACCUUCACGGCCAAGAAUUUCACAUGCAGAUGAUGUAGCCUGCAAGAGGGGGAACAUGGAAACAGAAAUUCUAGGUGUGUCCUGAUUGUGGAAGAGGGUGAUUUUGCAAACUCAGAGCCAAACUCACAACAUAACAUGACAAGCCUUUCGAGGUUUAGUGGCUGCCCUCUCUCUUGUGUCAACCCUGGGGAGAGCAAUACUGAACCCAGCGUGGUGCUGCCACCUUUGGCAGGAGAGCACAUGGGGCACCCCACUGCUAGUUCCUUAAAACUCUGCCCCUCUCACAAUUUGCGAGACUACCUCGAGACGAGGUCCAGUGCAUAUGUUGACCACUCGGUUCCCCAUUUUCCAGACUCUGGAUACCCCAGCCACCGGCUAGAGCACAGCCCUAGGGGCAUUAUCAUUGGAGCCAAUCUCUCUGGAGCCGGCAUGCCACCCGUCACUGACCAACUGGCAUCAAGACCCAACCAACAUGGCGGGAUUGGAAGGUACCGUGACUUCCAUGGCUGCAGGGACAGCAGGAGCCAUGCUUUUUUCACAAGUUACCAGGAGCAGGCCCACGCCUCCACCGACGUAUCCAGAGAACUGGGCGGCCAGAUGAUGCUGGGUUUACCGGGCGACUUCCUCACCCGGGCUCACCCUUAUGGCCAAGGAAUCAGCCCCAAGGGGAACAGCCAGCAGCUGGUCACACAGUUCCUGGGUCUGUACAAGCCCCUGAAUAUGGCACUUCAGCGAGGGGCAGGAGCAGGCGACGCUUUCCUCAGGUGCCCCAGACAAACAGUGAAGCACGAGCUGGUGUGCAAGUGGAGUGACGGCCCGGAGGGGCUCGGGAAGAUGUCCUGCUCCAGAGCCUUCGGCACCAUGUAUGAACUUGUCAGCCAUGUGACAGUGGAGCACGUCGGAGGACCAGAGCACUCCGAGUACGUGUGCCACUGGGAGAACUGUGCGCGGGACAGGAAGCCGUUCAAAGCCAAAUACAAGCUGGUGAACCACGUCAGAGUGCACACGGGGGAGAAGCCCUUUCCGUGCCCUUUCCACGGCUGCGAGAAAGUGUUUGCAAGAUCAGAAAAUCUAAAGAUCCACAAGAGGACUCACACAGGUGAAAAACCCUUUAAGUGUGAGUUCGAGGGCUGCAACCGACGGUUUGCCAACAGCAGCGACAGGAAGAAGCACUCACACGUUCACUCCAGCGACAAACCCUACAUGUGCAAGGUGAGGGGCUGCGACAAGUGCUACACCCACCCGAGCUCCCUCAGGAAGCACAUGAAGCUGCACUGCAGCAACAAGACGCACAAGAGCUCCGAGACCAGUCCCGCUAACGAAGAGGCUCGCGUCGAGUCCAGGUCGACCCGAGUCGACCAGGAGGUGGCCCACAUGAGCCCCACCAACACCGAUGUCCCCCUGUCCCCUGAGGUUCGAGAGCAGUCGACCCCGAGGUCACGCUUCCACCACUCUUUUGAGAACAGUCUGGACAGAAAUCCAGCGCAGCAGCAGCAGCACCACCAGCAUCAGCAGCAUCAGCAGCAUCAGCAUCAGCAUCAGCAUCAUCAUCAUCAUCAUCAGCAGCAGCAGCCCCUGCUGGACCCUCUGCUGCUACAGAGAGGCAGCUACAGGUCCCAGUCCUCCCAGUCCUCCCAGUCCUACCACUGCGCACAGACGGCGCACACCUUCGCCCAAAGCUCCAGGACUUUCCCUUCCACGUCCCACUUCCAGAAGAGCCUCGUGAACGGAUGGUACACGUGUCACAGCGGCGUGGGCUCUUUCCCACCCAAGCAGUGUCACAACAUCCCGUCUCUCUGAGUCCCUGUCCCCACACUUUAAUGGCCUUUAGACGGAACUGUCACCUGGACGUCUCAGCUCUUACCUCUUAUUGUACUCCCUGUAUUUUGCGAUCAUGGUAUCAGAUAUGUGUGACAUUUAUGGAGUUAUAUAUUGACUCUUUUUUUCAUUUUCCAAAUGCUUUAUUUGUUGUUGUUAUUGUUGUUGUUGUUGUUGUUGUUGUUGGGCCUGUUUUGCCUUAGAUUCAUCAAAAAGAAAAGUGCGUGCGAGUAAUGGUUGCCUGUGUUAUUAUAAAGCUAUAUCUUAAACAAGCGGAAAAAAAACGACAAAAGAUUUUUUUUAUAUAUAUAUACAUAUAUAUAUAUAUAAAAUCUGCCUUCUCAGUGUUUUUGGAACUUUAAACAAAAUGUAAAAGUCUUAAUGAAUGUAACCCAGAGCGCAGGGCUCAUUGUGAAUGUAAACAUAUAGGUGUAAUGUAUGUACACAGACUAUAUUCCUGUCUUUCUGUCUGUGGAAAUAAAUCUCUGAAUUAUCUCUCCUCCAGUCACGUGUUGAGAUCCGUUAAUGGGCCUGGAGCAGGACCUGUCUGAGCAGAACCGCAGCGAGGCUCAGUGGACUUUUCUGCUCCUUCCUUUUCUGCUCUCAUUUGUCUAAAACGUCGAUGUUUCCGUGCAGAGUUAGACCAAAAACGACUAGUAUUUAAACCGAUUCAUUGGCGUGUACACUUGUACUGUAAACACAACAGGCGACUACUGUAUAAUUAAUUGUUUAUUUUAUAUUUUAUUAAAGUCUCUAUAUUCCCUUUGUUCCGCCCUGUGUGAAUGGUCGCAGCCAAUCAGCGCGCACCGAUCACGAAGACAAAUCUUUCUUAUUUUAUUACAGUGAAACUUUAUACAUCUUCUCUUUUCCUUUUCUAUCCUCCCGUUAUUUGCGCGUUGACGUCUUUUUUGCGCCGAUUCUCUGCGCAGCCAGGUGUCACAUGUUUGUCACCGGGUCACGUGGCUCCUUCCUCUGCUCACAUGUUACUGUUUGAUCAUAUAUUCUGUUAUUUUACAUAGUCUCUCUCCCCCCUCUCUCACCUUGAAUGUGCUAACAGAACAAAAACGAACGUUUCAACCUGAGGUCACAUGCUUUACAGGGGCCAGAAUAUAUUUAUACUCCACUAAUAUAAAGGCUGAACAUAUGGACACCUGUGACCCUGGCUUCUUUACUGGGGCCAGUUUUCUUUAUUUGAAAUAAUGUGUAAACCUAAAAACUAAACAUUGUUUGAAUUUUUUCCACAUUA
Cynoglossus semilaevis (tongue sole) is the source of this 3506-nucleotide messenger RNA. RefSeq names its product zic family member 6 (gene zic6). Bases 578 to 2242 code for a protein of 554 amino acids. Gene Ontology annotation, biological process: regulation of transcription by RNA polymerase II. Gene Ontology annotation, molecular function: RNA polymerase II cis-regulatory region sequence-specific DNA binding; DNA-binding transcription factor activity, RNA polymerase II-specific. Lineage: Eukaryota; Metazoa; Chordata; Actinopteri; Pleuronectiformes; Cynoglossidae. Gene Ontology annotation, cellular component: nucleus. The record is from RefSeq and is a predicted model, not a curated record. The transcript is spliced from 2 exons.